AGCGCAUGCGCAGUCGUACAUGGGAGCACUGGGUAUCAAUUUGGCCAAACAGCGGGUGAUAAAAUGCAUAAAUUAAAAUCCUCACAAAAGGACAAGGUACGGCAGUUCAUGUCAUUCACUCAAGCCGGGGAGAAGACAGCUGUAUACUGCCUGACUCAAAAUGACUGGAAACUAGAGGUGGCCACUGACAACUACUUUCAGAACCCAGAUUUGUACCACAAGGAAUCCAUGAAAAGCUCAGUGGACCGAAAAAAGCUGGAUCAGCUCUACAACCGAUAUAAAGAUCCCCAAGAUGAGAAUAAGAUUGGAAUAGAUGGAAUUCAACAGUUCUGUGAUGACCUCAAUCUGGAUCCAGCGAGCAUCAGUGUUCUGGUUGUGGCAUGGAAGUUUCGUGCGGCAACACAGUGCGAAUUCAGCAAGAAAGAGUUCAUUGAUGGCAUGACAGAGCUAGGGUGUGACAGUCCAGAGAAACUCCGAGCUCUUCUGCCCAGGUUAGAACAGGAUCUGAAAGAUGGUGGAAAGUUCAAAGAUUUCUAUCAAUUUACUUUCAACUUUGCCAAGAAUCCUGGACAAAAAGGUUUAGAUUUAGAGAUGGCUGUAGCUUAUUGGAACCUGGUGCUGGCCGGACGUUUUAAGUUCCUAGACCUCUGGAACAGAUUUUUAUUGGAGCAUCACAAGCGAUCAAUUCCCAAAGACACAUGGAACUUGCUUCUGGAUUUUGGCAAUAUGAUUGCAGAUGACAUGUCAAACUAUGAUGAAGAAGGAGCAUGGCCUGUUCUCAUUGAUGACUUUGUGGAAUACGCUCGACCUGUCGUGACGGGAUCAAAGCGCAAAACUGUAUAGUAAAGCUACUAUGGGCGAGAACUUGCGCCUUGGUCGCCUCAUUGACUUUAUAGUUUUUUUAAAGACUUGUAAGCAUAAUAAGAGAAGAGAAUAACUAAGAGAAACACUU
Molecule: messenger RNA, 952 nt
Organism: Xyrauchen texanus (razorback sucker)
Lineage: Eukaryota; Metazoa; Chordata; Actinopteri; Cypriniformes; Catostomidae
Gene: dcun1d2a
Product: DCN1, defective in cullin neddylation 1, domain containing 2a
Exons: 7
Coding region: 64-843 (259 amino acids)
Biological process (GO): positive regulation of ubiquitin-protein transferase activity; protein neddylation
Cellular component (GO): ubiquitin ligase complex
Molecular function (GO): ubiquitin conjugating enzyme binding; cullin family protein binding; ubiquitin-like protein binding
Source: RefSeq, a predicted model, not a curated record